Molecule: messenger RNA, 556 nt
Organism: Rosa rugosa (rugosa rose)
Lineage: Eukaryota; Viridiplantae; Streptophyta; Magnoliopsida; Rosales; Rosaceae
Product: signaling peptide TAXIMIN 2
Exons: 2
Coding region: 191-412 (73 amino acids)
Source: RefSeq, a predicted model, not a curated record
CCUAUGAAUCAAUUCUCACAAAAGUCUCAAGUCUGUAUAUAACAACUUCAACCUCUUCUGUACCAAACCCACCUACACCAAGAAAUCACAAAAUUCGUAUUACAGAGAAGAACAUCUAGAGGUAAACCAAGGGUUUUAUCGAUCAGAGAAGAAAAACUGAUCGAUCAAGAACAAGAAAAACUGAGUGAGAAUGGGAGGUUGCAGACCAUUGGGUUUCUUGCUGGGAUUGCCUUUUGCUUUGGUCGCCUUGGUAAUAUCUGUCGUGGGUUGCGUCAUCUGGGUUUUUGGGACUGUGUUGAGUUGUUUGUGCCCAUGUUGCUGCUGCGUUGCUGGAUUAGCAAACAUGGCGGUGUCUCUUAUCAAGCUUCCUAUCAAAAUAUUGAAAUGGUCCACUGACCAGAUCCCUUGUUGAGGAAGAUGUGAGAAAUCUUUAGGAGGUUCGUUGUAGAUUUGUUACAAAAUUAUUUGUUUGGGAUUCUUUGGAAAAUUCUUGAUUUGUAAUUACAAUGUUCGACUCGAGUUCCCCAGUAUUGAAAGAACAGAACUUUUUCCUUUU